Messenger RNA from Castor canadensis (American beaver), 744 nucleotides. The record is from RefSeq and is a predicted model, not a curated record. NCBI's taxonomy places the organism in Eukaryota, Metazoa, Chordata, Mammalia, Rodentia, Castoridae.
UUGAUCCAUUUUGAGUUCAUCUUGAUUACUUCACUGAGAAUUCAUAAAUUUUAAGAAUAGGUGAAUUGUACUAAGGAAAACUGAUGAUGAUGACAUCAGGAUUGUGUUUACAUGUCUAACUCGUAUGCUUUUCUCUAUAGAUAGCAGUGAAUGCCUUGCAGAUGACUGUAGUAUAAUUGCUGGAGGGAACCUCACUGGUUGGCACCCAGAUUCUGCUGCUGUGUUAUGGCGAAGGGUCUUGGGAAUCCUUGGAGAUGUGAAUAAUAUCCAGUCACCUAAGAUCCAUGCCAAAGUUUUUGGCUAUCUCUAUGAACUCUGGUACAAACUGGCAAAGAUACGGGAUAAUCUAGCAAUAAGCCUAGAUAACCAGUCUUCUCCAUCUCCUCCGCUCUUGAUCCCACCACUCAGAAUGUUUGCAUCAUGGCUAUUUAAGGCAACGACACUCCCAAAUGAAUAUAAGGAAGGCAAACUACAAGCCUACAGACUGAUCUGUGCUAUGAUGACCAGACGCCAGGAUGUUUUGCCAAACUCAGAUUUCCUGGUGCAUUUUUACCUUGUGAUGCACUUGGGAUUAACCAGCAAGGACCAGGUAUUCUGUGACUCCUUUAUCAUGAUUGCCCAUUAAUGUGAAAUUGCAUAUCAUGCUUUAUAGGUAUCAAGGUUUAUGAAGAAACAUCAGAAAUAUUUAAUUUCUCAGUAAUUUCAACUCUUUUACACACAGCAACCAUAGUGGUCUUUCAAGAA